GAGGCCAUUGGAGGUGCUUCCCGGCUUGCUGGUCCAAUCCUUCCAAAGCCACGGAGGGCAGCUCAGGAGGGGGGAAUACUGUCCUGUGGAGGUACAAAGGGAGCGUUGUGAGGAACCAAGUUGCACAAGGCUAAUUGGAGGCCAGGUGAAGCCCAGCCCUGCUUGGCUGCCGGAGGAGGCAGAAGAACCAGUCGGAGCUGCACCGCAACCUGAGCUGGUAAAACCAACCAUCUGGGGAUCUGCUGACCUCUUUAUCUCGAUCUCUCGCCCCACCUCCCAAGAAUUUCGUCAGGGUUUCCAAACAAAACAACAACAAAAGACCCAUGCCCCUAGCCCUCAAGAUGCAAACAGAUGUGAAUCUGAAUGGAGUAAAAAGGAAGGAAGAGAAAGCUGGCCAGCCAUGGAGGGCGCCGGGGAAGCACUGAGCCCGCUCUGCCGGACAUACAUCUAUGCCAUCCACGGCUACUUCUGCGAGAUCCUUUUUGUGGUCCUCAUCCUGGACCAGGACUGGGUCUUCCAGGGGCCCCUCAGCGCCUGCUCCCUCCUGGUCUACGGCACCUGCGGGAUGGCCAUGGAGGGCAUCUACCUGCAGCUGCGGGGGGACUGCUGCCUGCUGACCCGCUGUACCCUCUACACCGGCUGCAUCUACCUCUGGCAGCUGGGCACCGGCUACCUGCUGCGCUGCCUUGGCGCCUGUCCCUGGGACCACAGCCACUUCCACUACAACUUCCUGGGGCUCAUCGCCCUGGAGCAUUGCUUGCUGUGGUUCGUGGGCGCCCUCCUGCUCGAGAGGCUGGUCAUCGCCCCCACCCUGCGCCUCCGCCUGGGACCCCUCUGGAAACCCAAGCAGCGCCCGCUCCCCAAGUUCGAGCUGUCCCACGACUGACCGCGGCUGCACCGGGCAGAGAAGCCAGGGAGCGCCUGGCACUGCCCUUCCUUGUGUGCCGCCUGCUCCUGCCAGCCCCAUGGAAUGGGCCUCUUUCUCGGGCCGGAUAAGGCCGCUGGACGCGUCUGCCGGGUUGGGCAGGGGCUGCUGCUGGACCUGGGGAGAGAGAGCCGAGUUCGAAUCCUCCCAGAGCCAGGAAGCGGAGUCGGGGCUGGCUCUGACCUACCUCAACAGGUUGUUGUGGAGACUGGCUGGACGAUGCCCUUGCAGCUCCCUGGAGAGAAGGCCGAGAGCUGACCGCCAAUGGCUACGAAUGGCGACUGUGGUUGGGGUCGGUUUGGUGAC
This is a messenger RNA of Pantherophis guttatus, 1231 nucleotides long. Its product is annotated as transmembrane protein 229B-like. The record is from RefSeq and is a predicted model, not a curated record. NCBI's taxonomy places the organism in Eukaryota, Metazoa, Chordata, Lepidosauria, Squamata, Colubridae.